This is a messenger RNA of Polyodon spathula (Mississippi paddlefish), 6651 nucleotides long. It is a transcript of the gene abl1, whose product is annotated as c-abl oncogene 1, non-receptor tyrosine kinase. The record is from RefSeq and is a predicted model, not a curated record. Gene Ontology annotation, molecular function: ATP binding; protein binding; non-membrane spanning protein tyrosine kinase activity. The transcript is spliced from 11 exons. NCBI's taxonomy places the organism in Eukaryota, Metazoa, Chordata, Actinopteri, Acipenseriformes, Polyodontidae. Gene Ontology annotation, biological process: regulation of apoptotic process; protein phosphorylation. Bases 2169 to 5486 code for a protein of 1105 amino acids.
UGCGUGUUGAAUGAUGGCGGCUGCGCGGAUUUGAGAUUUAAACAGUAUUUUUUUUUUCCUAUGAAGAAGGACUGGAAUAUAUAUAAUAAACUGACGAAAAAUAAACACGGAAACCGAGUCUUGUUCGCCCGAGCUGGUGCCUUCAGACUCCCCAGCAAUUCCCGGGCUGCUGGAGCCGUCGCUAACACGGCAGAGAGACUUUGGAGAGGGUUCCCCGGGUCAGGGAGCAAGCAGAGGCCGGGAGAGUGGCUUUGAGGCCGGGAGAGACAGGGCUGGGGAGUCGGGGGUGGGAGACCGAGCCCCUGGACUGUUAUCCUGGACCUGUCGGCUGGGUGGUUGUGUUUGUGCCCGCGGGAACUCUAACUGCACAAGGGAGGCCAGGGAAAGCGUGUUUUUAGUCAUGCAUUGAGGAUCAACUACGUGCCAAAGCCCGAAGGAAGGCAAGAGAAAAAACACCGCAAAAACAUCUUUAAGCGUGACACCGUGCAGUAAGAACGCGGGACGUGAACAGACUUACUCCGGGGACCAGGAGUAUUGCACCCGCGUCCCUGCGCAGAUCCGCCCUCUGACUGUGCAGAUCGCUGCUGCUAUCACAGAGACCCCCUAUCACUCUGUGUUAUAUAUCUACAUGUUAAAACACAGCCAGGGUAUUGCAUUACAAGACAAGCCAUAGCGGGGGCCUUGACUGUGCAUGCAACUGGGAUCGCUGGUGUAGCAUAGCGAACAGCACAGAUGUGAACGUGCGUUUAAUCAGGGAAUUUUAUAAAAACAACUCCGUCCUGAAACUAAAGCAGCACCAUAACACUUAUAUGUGUGUGUGUGUGUGUACAUACAUCCUACAUAACACACAUGUCUUUGCAGUUUGAGCACUUUGUUGUCGUUGGGAGUGUGAAACCAUCACUGGACACUGGGAAUUAUAAGACCACUGUAGAUUGUAGUCUUGGCUGAGGCACAGUCAGUCACCUUUUAAGAGAUUCUCGAGAGUGGAUUCUGACCUCAGACCCUUAUAAUGUGAAAGGCUGGCAGGCUUUUUAAAAUGUAGCUGUAGCUGGCUGGGGAUAUGACAAUAACAAGACGCUAUUGCCAGGCUAGGACCAGGGGUUAAGGUAGCAAUCGAGAAUUAAUAAGCAAAGCUGUUUGAAAAAGCUUAACACCGUGCACUGGUAAAGGCGAAUGUGUGGCGCUCUUCUGUGUUUAUAUUGCAAAUGUUUAAACCUAAACGAGUUGUUUCAUUUUUAGGGCACUGGGAAUGUUUUAGUGAAUCUGUGGUACAGGUACAGUAGUAAGUUUAAAAGUCAUGCUUUCAUUUUAGUCCGAAUAAAAUUGUUAAGCUCAGUUCGGGAGGCAGUGCAGGAGGAAGUUUGUCAGUGUUUGAUGAUGUCAUCAAAACAGAAUUGUAUUUAAUGUCAGAUCAGAUCAGAGGGUGGAGGUUUAUCUGUCCGCACAGCUCAGCCGCAUCUGAGUGCAGGUCAUGUUUAUUUUUCUGCUUGCUGGUUUGAUUUUUAAUACCCUGUCUAUUCAAUUUGAAAUAAAAUGAAACUGGAUUUUGCCAGCUUUCUACAGCAUAAGCUGCCAGCUGAUGAGAGACACAUAUAGCCACAUUACCUUCAGCAAAUCAGCCUUUUGGAACACAGCAGCCCAUCAGCAUUAAGGAAUCUAACACACUGCACUGUUUAAUAUCAAGACAAGCUCGCACAAUAAACAAGAUGAUGCAAUUCAUUUAUCUUCAUUGUGUGCCUUAAAGCUUCAUUCAUUUUUAUUUUUUUUGGAUAAACCUGUAAAACUGGAUGUUUCAUGGCAGUCUAGUGUCCGCUCCCCCUUUAGCACACUGCAAAGAGGCCUAACACUGUAGACAGUUAAAUAGACGUGCAAAUUCUGUAGCGUCACCAGUAAACGUUUAAUAAGGAGAGAACUGAAAAAUAAGACCAGGUAUUGCAGUUCUUGUCUGUGGUCUUGGAAGUUUCAGCCUCUCAUUAAAGAUUUUCUAUAAUUUUUUUUUUUUUAUGGACUACUACACAUGGAAAUCAGAAGCCAGGUAUCUUGUUGCUCCCUGGAGGUGUACUUUUGAAGCUUUCUUCCCAGACUCGCUCGCUGCCUUCUUUCCCUGGCAGGCCUUGGAUUGCUAGAGGUGAUUGUGGCUCUUAGCGUUGGCUUGGCAUCUUUCCUUUAUGGGUCAGCAGCCAGGGAAAGUACUCGGGGACCAGAGGAGACCAAGCCUGCCGGCUCUGCCCUUUAUCAAGGGGGUGAAGAGGGAGCCGUCCCGGCAUGGAGCCCAGCACUGCAACGUCUUUGUGGAGCACGAAGCUCUCCAGCGACCAGAUUUCGAGCCCCAGGGUUUGACCGAAGCUGCUCGGUGGAACUCCAAAGAGAAUCUGCUAGCGGGUCCCAGUGAAAAUGACCCCAACCUCUUUGUUGCACUGUAUGACUUUGUAGCUAGCGGGGAUAACACUCUCAGCAUAACCAAAGGUGAAAAGCUCCGUGUUCUGGGUUAUAACCACAAUGGGGAGUGGUGCGAGGCACAGACGAAGAACGGGCAGGGCUGGGUUCCCAGCAACUACAUCACUCCCGUCAACAGCCUGGAGAAGCACUCCUGGUACCACGGGCCCGUCUCCCGCAACGCGGCCGAGUACCUGCUCAGCAGUGGCAUCAACGGCAGCUUCCUGGUGCGGGAGAGCGAGAGCAGCCCAGGGCAGAGGUCCAUCUCGCUGCGCUACGAGGGCCGGGUUUACCACUACCGCAUCAACACCGCCUCCGACAGCAAGCUGUACGUGUCUUCAGAGAGCCGCUUCAACGCGCUGGCAGAGCUGGUGCACCACCACUCCACAGUGGCCGACGGGCUGAUCACCACCCUGCACUACCCGGCGCCCAAGCGCAACAAGCCCACCGUCUACGGGGUCUCCCCCAACUAUGACAAGUGGGAGAUGGAGCGCACGGACAUCACCAUGAAGCACAAGCUGGGAGGCGGGCAGUAUGGGGAGGUGUACGAGGGCGUCUGGAAGAAGUACAACCUCACUGUGGCCGUCAAGACUCUCAAGGAGGACACAAUGGAAGUGGAGGAGUUCUUGAAAGAAGCCGCCGUCAUGAAGGAGAUCAAGCACCCCAAUCUGGUGCAGCUGCUGGGCGUUUGUACACGGGAGCCUCCCUUCUACAUCAUCACAGAGUUCAUGACCCACGGGAACCUGCUGGAUUACCUGCGGGAGUGUAACCGCGAGGAGGUCAACGCGGUGGUGCUGCUCCACAUGGCCACACAGAUCUCCUCUGCCAUGGAGGACCUGGAGAAGAAGAACUUCAUUCACAGGGACCUUGCUGCCAGGAACUGCCUCGUAGGGGAAAACCACUUGGUGAAGGUGGCAGACUUCGGGCUGAGCCGGCUUAUGACGGGGGACACCUACACAGCGCACGCAGGAGCCAAGUUCCCCAUCAAGUGGACUGCUCCAGAGAGCCUGGCCUACAACAAGUUCUCUAUUAAAUCAGACGUAUGGGCUUUCGGGGUCCUGCUUUGGGAGAUCGCCACCUACGGCAUGUCCCCCUAUCCAGGCAUCGACCUGUCUCAGGUGUACGAGCUCCUGGAGAAGGAUUACCGCAUGGAUCGGCCCGAGGGCUGCCCAGAGAAGGUCUAUGAACUCAUGCGGGGAUGUUGGCGGUGGAACCCUGCAGAGCGUCCGUCUUUCGCCGAAAUCCACCAGGAUUUUGAAACGAUGUUUCAGGAAUCCAGCAUUUCCGACGAGGUGGAGAAGGAGCUGGGAAAGAAGGGUAAGAAAGGGCAUGUCGGUUCUGUGCUUCAAGCCCCGGUCCUACCCACCAAAACCAGAACGAUGCGCAGGAACAUGGACAAGGAUGGCGACAGCCCAGAUGCCGCAGAGCCCGAGGUGGCCGUGUCUCCAAUGCUGCCCAGGAAGGAGAGGCCUUUCCUGGACAGCAAUCUGAACGAGGAUGACCGGCUGCUGCCCAAGGACAAGAAGACCAGCCUGUUCAGCACCCUGAUCAAGAAGAAAAAGAAGACGGCCCCGGCACCCCCCAAGCGCAGCAGCUCCUUCCGUGAGAUGGAUGAGCGGCGAGGGGGGCUGGAGACUGGCGACGAAUUCAACAACGGGACCACCUUCAACGACACCCCGGCAGGCGUCGACCCCGGCAAGUUCAACAACAAUGGGGCGAGCAUCCCGAACGGCGUGGCGGCCGUGCCGGGACCCGCGGGGCUCUUCUUUACGCCACGCACUCGGAAGAAAUCCAGCACCUUGGUGUCCAACAUGGGGGGCAGAGCCGCUCCCACCCCAAGCGAGGAGGACCCUGUUUCAAACUCCAAGCGAUUUCUGCGUUCCUGCUCCGCCUCCGCCAUGCCUCCCAGCUCCGACAAAAGCGAGUGGCGGUCUGUCACCCUCCCCCGUGACCUGCAGUCCUCGGCUCGGCACUUCGACUCUGGCACGCUCGGAGGCAGGAAUAGCAAGCCCGCUCUGCCCCGCAAAAGAGCCACCGAGUAUAAAGCGGAGCCUGCCCCCUGUGGGGGGACCCUCACCCCGCCCCCGCGGCUGCCCAAAAAGACAGAGGAGCCGGGGGACGAGGUUUUAAAGGACACAGAAUCCAGUCCCGGCUCCAGCCCUCCUAACCUGACGCCCAAACUCAUCCGCAGGCACGCAGAGGGAACCAAAACCAGCGCCUUGCAGGCGGAACUGAUGCUCAAACCCAACGCCUUUUCGGGUCUCGGCUUGUCCGAGGACUCCAGGAUGAGGAGGGUCAAACAGCCCCCUGAUUACCCGGCCCCAAAGGACAAGGGGAAGCUGCAGAAACCGAAACCGGGACCCCCUCCCCCUCCACCUUCCUCCUCCAAGUCAGGAAAGCUGUCCCGGAGCCCACCCCAGGACACACCCCUUCUUCCUCCAGCAGAGGCCAAAGGCAAAGCUCAGUCUCAGGCCACGGAUUCCUACCCAGAAUCUGGGAAAGCACUGCAGCCCCCCGAGAGCACCAAGAAGCUGAUGCUCCCCAUCGCUCCCAAGCAAGGCAAGUCUUCGACCGCAGGGGGGUCCGUUUCCAACCAGCAGCAGCAGCAGCAGCAGCAGCAGCCAUCGCCGGGCUCCGGCAGUGAACAGCCAUCCCCUACAGCCUUCACCCCACUCAUCUGCACCCGCGUCUCCCUGCGGAAAACCCGGCAGCCCCCCGAGAAGCUCUCCAGCUCGGCCAUCACCCGGGAGACAGUCCUGGAGGGGACGGAGCAGCUGCGGGCCGCCAUCGGACGCAACUCGGAGCAGACGGGCAGCCACGGGGCGGUGCUGGAGGCCGGCAAGAACCUGCUUGGCUACUGCGUCGGCUACGUGGACUCCAUCCAGCAGAUGAGGAACAAGUUUUCCUUCCGGGAGGCCAUCAACAAGCUGGAGGUCAGCCUGAGGGAGCUGCAGAUCUGCCCUGCCAGCUCAGGGGGCCCUUCCUCGGCACAAGACUUCUCCAAACUGCUCUCAUCCGUCAAGGAAAUCGGCGAUAUCGUCCAGAGGUAGCAAAGGAACGAUUUAGUUUAAAAAUUGUAAAAAAUCUUUAAAAAUAAAAAUGUUUUAAUAAUAAUAGCAGUAGCAGUAGUAAUAACAACAAAAAGAAAGCAUGGGAAUGCGGUCUCUGGUGCAGGAAUGAGAUUCGCGAUUGGACCGGCUGAGCUCUGCAGAGGGAAAACAAGGGGAGGGUCUGUGCACAGAAACAGGCGCCUGCUGCUUCAUUUGUUUCACUUUGUUGUUAAUUUUAUUACAGAAGGUUUAAUAUUUCUUGCUCAGCCAUUUCAAAGACUGGCUUGGGCCCGGCUGAGCAUCACUUGAAAUGUCCUGAGAACUGCGCCACAGGUCUGUUGUGUGUGUCUUUUUAAAAAAAAAAAAUGUAUUCCAUUUGCAAGGAGAGUUGCAGAAUGCAAGAUUUGCUGCUGGUUUGCAAGCGGUGUGCCUUCAAACCAGCAAGACAGAAGUCUUGCAAGAAUCAGUUUCUGUGCGAUUUGUUAUUGUUGCCUUUCUCCUGCCUCAUGUCUCUCUCUAGUAGCUUUCCUUCUGCAGUGUGGGGUGGAAAUAAUACCUGUUUGCUUGGGCAGUGAUUGAAGAAAGGGAGGUGGAACAGUGCUGCUUCUGGGUAGGUAGGUGGGGAAAAAGUAACCAGAAGAUGGUCUUUAAUUUCUGUGCACGCUCCUCCCCAGUGCCUUACAACACCUCCAACUGAACCACAAAUGACAUAUCUAGCCAUCCACUAUACUGAGUGACCCUAAAGCUGACAUCUACCAUAAUAAGAACACACUACUGUCCCCUGCACAUUGGAGAAGAACUGAGGACUGUUGUAUUUUUGUGAACACUGCACUGGCCUGGUCUGUGAGAUCAGUGCUAGAGUCGCUGUGCACUGGGGGGGCGACUGUUGAGAGGAACUGUAUAUUUUCUAAAACAAUGUCAGAAGUUACUUUUGCAUUCAGAGGUUCUCUUCCCAGGACUAUCCCUUUUUUUUUUUUUUUUUUUUUUUUUUUAAACUUUGUAAUUGUGUCGUUCGUUUUCAGUAUUAGUUAAUACUCUUUGCGUCACCUCUGCCCUCGCUGACGGCCGUAACUUGGAACACAAAAUACCGCAAGCUGCCUUUAUGUUUAAAUCAUGGUACUGUGUUUUGGGUUUUUGUUUUUAGUAUUUUGGUUUUUGUUUUAUU